Messenger RNA from Brassica rapa (field mustard), 7064 nucleotides. RefSeq lists its product as uncharacterized. NCBI's taxonomy places the organism in Eukaryota, Viridiplantae, Streptophyta, Magnoliopsida, Brassicales, Brassicaceae. Gene Ontology annotation, molecular function: nucleic acid binding; RNA-DNA hybrid ribonuclease activity. The record is from RefSeq and is a predicted model, not a curated record.
AUGUGGCAGAUCUUCCCAAACACCUCUCAUUGACCAUUCUGUUGCUGUAUCUAUUACCAAUGGCUCAGGUAACACAAGUUUCUUUCAAACUGGUUCUGUUUUACCCUGUUAAUAAAUCAUUUUCGUUGGACGAUCUUCAACAUUACUGAAAACAUAGAAUGUUGGAUAUAAAUACCAAACUUGGAUACAUCAUUAUUUACUUAAAAUCUUGUUUAUUUAAUAGUAAGUCGGGUAUUGAACAAAUGGCCUAUUAGCUCAGUUGGUUAGAGCGUCGUGCUAAUAACGCGAAGGUCACAGGUUCGAAACCUGUAUAGGCCAUUUCAUUUUGGUUUCCUUUUUUAUCACUCAUUCUUUGUGAUUUAGGAGGAUUAGUCAGGCUUUGAAUGAGCCAAGCUUCAUUCUCUUCACAGCAAACCCACAGAAACAAGGCUCUGUUUCCAACGACAGUAGCAACGCAUCACGCUUAAUGUUUGCUUAUAGCUGAUUGCUCUUACUCUUAGUCAAGGAGAAGAUCCAAGGCUAGGCUUUCCAUCGACCUACAAAGAUCAGAGGUAUCAACAUCUUAUACAAUAAAGUAGGAUAUGCUCAACUCGAUCGUCAUCGUCUGAGAGGACGGCUAACACGGAGGCGGAGGAUGGGCUGGAGAUGGAAGGAAGUUGGGUAGAAAGGACGCUGGAGGGAGUAGUAUUGGUGAUGAAGCUAGCUUGCAGCGAUGAAGUAGCGGACAGAGAUGAUGGCGAUAGUUGAUUAUAACAUGAGAGUUCUACAGAAGCAGAGGAAAAAAAGAUCUAACUCUUGACAAAGACAUGGAAAAGGAUACGUGCAACUUUAAGUCAAUGACAUAUGAUGAUCCAAUGGAUUUUGGGUUUGGCUUACCAGAAAAUAAAGAUAAGAAGCAGAAUUCGUUCAAGGUGUGAGUGUAACAAACAUCAUAUGCUUCUUAGACGUAUCCUUUUGAUCAUAAUGUGGGUAAAGUUUACUCUUCUCAGAUGCUCAGUACACUCACGUGAGCUUCACUUCCCGUUCUCGCUAUAUUACCUUGCCAUAAAAUUGAUAUGGUAAGAGCUUAAUGAUGUAUAGAAUGUGAUUAUUAUCUUUUAAGUUGAAGGCAUGGUUUCUAUAUGGUGUGUUUAUGAAAUUCAUAUGUAUAACAGAGAUGAUGAGCUUUCUGUAUUGAAAGUGGGGGUCUUCUUUUGAUAUCCCAGAAUUGAUUUGCUUUAAUUUGAGUUGUUAGAUGUGACCACGAGGAGGCAAAUUCAGUAGACGAGCGUUUGUCAUUUCUUUCAUGAUACUGAGGACAGUGACUUGAAAAUGCUUCAGAAGAAAACAGAGGUGGUAUUCUUCUUCUUGAAGGUAAAACAUAAGCCAAAUUGAAGAGAAGUAUCAGAAGAGCAAGGGUUGCAAGAUAAACCAUUCUUUCGCUUCUAUUAAGAGAAACCAUGUCGUCUGAAAAAGACAGAAACGUCUACCGAAGCCUCUUCAGUUUGCUCUGACUCUACACCGACAAAUAUAUGAACUCAUGUUGUCUCUCAGUUCUGACUCAUGCCCAACUCCCCCACCACAAAUUCUUACACAACAAUAGACAAGGAUAGAACAAACUUUAUCUGAUCACCGCCCAUACAGGUUUGAUUGAUGGACUACGCCCUACAUACUACGACUUCACAUCAAGAGGCUCUGCAAUAGUUUCAAAUUACAUAAAUUAAAUGUAAAUGUAAAUCAUCAAUACAGCUUCAUGCACUCCGAACCAAGAUAUUCAAUUGAUAGUGAGAACUCAGACACUAUACAAUUUAUAGCAAACGUCAUCCCCAGUCCAGCACCAACCAACGCUGAUUCUCCACAAGGAAGCAUUGCUUACGGAAUAAUACUCACCGACAUCUUCCAAAACAGGCGAUCCAACGGACGAAAGGUAUGAGAAAAUAGAGACAUAUCACAUCUGUUGGGGAUGGAUUUAACCCAUCCACAAAGCCCAUCGAACAAAGGGCCCAAUCCAGCAGAUCGAGUCAACCUCGGCUCGGAAGCCGAUUCUCGGGGUAUCGGCUUAGCCAGGAAACGCUGUUAGUCGAAGCAGAGAGCAAACGAAGCGGGACCAAUCGACUAAGCGGCUCGGAGCGAUCACCUCCUAAUCAGGCCCGGAGGGCCGACAAGGCCCAAUCAGUAAAAGGAGAUUAGGUUAAGGUAAUCGAACAGAGUAUAAAAGGAGAGGAAAGCAAAGGAGAAAGGCAUCGACACUUAGCUACACAAACUUAGCGGCGAGAUUAGGGUUUAUCAUCCGUACAAUCAUCUCUCUGCUAUUUGUACUUUUCCGGUUUAAGCUCUCACGAGCUCCGACUUGCUUUUACUUUCUCCACCUUUGUAACAUCAUCUCGAAAUCUAAUAAACGCCUCUGUUCGACCCAUUUCUAGUAUUGUUUACUUCACCCGAGACCAAACUCACCUUAAACAAUUGGCGCCCACCGUGGGGCCGAACAGACCCAGCGUUUCUAGACCGAUAUGACCACCGGAGGUACGAACCCUGAUACCUCAGGAGAGGAGCCGGCACUCACGCCUCCUCCGCCUCCUCCCCUCCUCUCGUCGGAAUUCAUGAGUUCAGUCAUAGCCCGACUUGCUCAUCAAGAAGAAGUUCAGAAGACGACGAAUGAUCAGCUCGCCGCCAUUGUCGCUGCUCUUAGCGCCUCCACCGGCAACUCACAACCGCUCCGUCGUUACCUCUUCAAUACAAACCCUCCUACUCCGGCAGAAGGACGAACGACGAACCCAGUCGAUCCCACUCUUCAACUCGCGGAAACCCUAGCCGCCGAUGCUUCUCCUGCAGCGUCAGAUCCAUCAACUGUCCGAGAAAUCGCUGAGCUUAAACUAAAUUUCCAACAAAUGAGUUCGAGGAUCCACCAAGCAACGAGCGCAGUACCCGAGAUUGACAGUGUCAUCGCAUCAACAUCGCGUACUCCUUUCACCGAGGAACUGACGGAGGUCAAACUCCGAAAGAUGGACAAGUUGCGUCUUCCGGAAUACAAACCAGGAGGAGAUCCCGUCGAGCACUUGACGGCUUUUAAUAUUGCGGUAGCGAGGGCCAGACUCGCCCCCGAUGAAAGAGACGCGGGAUACUGCCAACUUUUCAUUGAAACACUCAACGAGCAAGCCUUAACCUGGUUCUCGGGACUCGAAGAGAAUUCAAUUAGAAGCUUCAAAGAGCUCUCCUCGGCUUUUCUCAAGACUUAUAUCAUGUUCACCAAGCGUGAAGCAACGGCGUCGACUCUCUGGAACCUCAAGCAAACGAAGGAUCAGAAUCUUCGCGAUUACAUGGAACGUUUUAAGUCGGUCGUGUCAAGAAUCAAUAUCCCAGACCACAUCGCCGUCGAUGCCUUGAGGAACAAUCUCCUUGUGGAAUGUAAGUUCCGAGAAGAUCUCUAUCGAUGCACCGCCACGACGUUGCAAGAUGCCGUUGCUCGUUCUCACAACUUCAUUCGUAUGGAAGAAGACACUAAAGCCAUCUUGAGCAAGCACAACUCGGCGAAGCAAUCGGCGCCUAAAAAUGCCGCCACAGCUCACGUCGAACCUCGUCAGCAUGCUCCAAGCGACAAAAAUAACCGUAAGAACGGUCUCCUUUACGUCGUCGACGAAAACGGGAAGAAGUGGAACACCUUUCAUCGGGAAACCGAUCCUCCAAGCGAAUCCCCCCGAGCAACAGCGCCAGCCACGGUCGCCCAGGUCGAUUCGGCAGCGGGAUCUUCCCGGACCCCACCAGGGCUUACUAAAUCGUGCAAACUCCACGGUGUAAAAGGUCACGACACUUCGGAGUGCAAAACACUUUUUGCGCAAUUCCUCUCCUCACUCGAAAGCGGUGAAAUUAAGAUUCCUCCUCCGAAGCCAAAAAGCGAGAACAGUUGGAGCAGAAACAAGGACAGGAAAAAUCAGCGAAAAAAUCAAGCAAAACCGCGUCAAGACGACCAAAAACCAAAGGUCGCCGAGCAAAUCCCACAUCAAGACGAUGAUGGUGACGCCUCAGCUGACGAAGAUCCGCCGGCAGCCAGACAAAGGAUUGAAGUCAUUCGAGCCCAACCGGAGUCCUCAUCAGACGAAGAGAGCGAUCUCGAGGAAGCCCUCGACCCGUUGGACUUACGUGUACUCCUCAAACGAAAGACCACGCCAACGAAUGACAAGACUCCCGGAUCAUCCGAUCUCCGAGUCGAGCUCAAUGCUAAAAGAACUAAGCAUUCGCUGAGCCCAGGAUCCUCAUUGGUAACUACGGAAGGCAAUCCUAUCGUCGAUCUACGAGAUCAGCUUAACGCGCGAGUCGGUGAUUUGCGUGCAAAACUGGACCACAAAAAGGCCGGGUCGCCGAAAGAAAGCGAAGACCUCCGAGCUCUUCUCACCAGGAAGCAAUCAAGUGUCAGGCCGCGGAUCAACGUGAUUAUGGGAGGAUCUCCACCUUGCGGGGACUCCGUACGAGCAGUCAAAGAUCACCGACGAAUGGUGGACACCUCGCAGCGCUGGCCGCAGAAGUUCCCAACUGAUCUCCCAAUCUCCUUCUCAACUGAAGACCUUGUCGGAGUAACUUUCCCUCACAACGAUCCUCUCCUCGUCGUUUUAGCCAUCGAUAAGUACGACGUCACCAAAGUGCUGAUCGAUACUGGCAGCUCGGUCGAUAUCAUUUUUCGCGAAACUCUCGUAAAAAUGGGAAUCGACUUAAAAGACGUGAAACCGUCAUCCAGGACUCUCACCGGCUUUAACGGUUCUUCCGAAGUAAUCAUGGGAACUAUCCGUCUCUCGGUACAAGCAGAGGGAGUAGCACGGAUGGUCAAGUUCUCGGUAGUCAGCACCAAGGCUCCCUACCACGUGAUACUAGGCACUCCAUGGUUGUACUCCAUGCGUGCAAUCGCAUCCACGUACCAUCAGUGCGUCAAAUUCCCGGGAAUGGAUGGCACGACUAAGACAGUGAGAGGAGAUCAACGGGCCGCGCGAGAUCUCUUAAUCGCCACGGUCAAACUGCAGCGAUCUCAGUCACUAGUCAACUCGAUCUCACCUCCUAUCAGCAAGAUCUGCCCACAAAAGGAAGAGGUGCUCGAAGUCCCAGUCGACGAAUCGGAUCCAAGUAAAGUGCUACGAGUAGGCGCUUAUCUGUCGGACGAGAUGCAACGUGAUAUCACGGAUUUCCUGAAGCAAAACUUGUCUACCUUUGCCUGGUCGAUGACUGACAUGCAGGGAAUCGACCAGUCCAUCACGACUCACGAGCUAAACGUAGACCCAAAUAUUAAGCCCAUCCGACAGAAGAGACGAAAGUUGGGUCCCGAAAGAUCCAAAGCAGUUGUCGAGGAAGUCGAGCGCUUACUAAGCGCGGGCUCAAUAGCAGAAGUUCGUUACCCGGAAUGGCUCGCUAACCCGGUGGUUGUCAAGAAGAAAAACGGCAAGUGGCGCAUGUGCGUCGAUUUUACUGACCUCAACAAAGCCUGCCCAAAAGACAGCUACCCACUUCCGAACAUCGACAGAUUGGUCGAGUCAACUGCUGGCAAUGAAAUGCUCACGUUUAUGGACGCUUUCUCGGGAUACAACCAGAUCAUGAUGCAUCCCGACGAUCGAGAGAAGACGUCGUUCAUAACGGAUCGAGGAACUUACUGCUACAAAGUAAUGCCCUUCGGGCUGAAGAAUGCCGGUGCGACGUACCAGCGACUUGUCAACCGCAUGUUCGCUAAACAGCUCGGUACAACGAUGGAAGUCUACAUCGAUGACAUGCUCGUCAAAUCAGUCCGAGCAAACGACCACCUGGCACACUUAAGGGAGUGUUUCGACAUCCUAAACGCGUACAAGAUGAAGCUAAACCCGGCCAAAUGCACUUUCGGGGUAUCGUCCGGAGAAUUCCUUGGCUACAUAGUGACGCAGCGGGGAAUCGAAGCAAACCCGAAGCAAAUAUCAGCUGUCCUUGAUCUCCCCAGUCCGAGAAACUGCCGAGAAGUCCAACGACUAACAGGCCGAAUCGCAGCGCUUAAUCGUUUCAUCUCCCGAUCCACCGAUAAAUGCCUCCCAUUCUACGAUCUCCUCCGAGGAAACAAGAAAUUCAUUUGGGACGAUAAAUGUGAGGAGGCUUUUAGUCAGCUCAAACAUUACCUGACGACGCCCCCUAUCCUGGCAAAGCCGGACAUAGGCGACGUUUUAUCUCUCUACAUUGCGGUCUCAUCCGCCGCAGUCAGCAGCGUGCUAAUCAAGGAGGACCGAGGAGAACAACGACCUGUUUUCUACAUGAGCAGGAGGAUGACCGGACCAGAAACCCGGUACCCGACACUUGAAAAGAUGGCCCUGGCCGUCGUCGAAUCAGCGAGGAAACUCCGCCCAUAUUUUCAGUCACAUUCGGUAGAAGUUCUCACCGACCAGCCGCUCAGAACUGUCCUGCAAAACACGAACAGAGCUGGCCGUCUUACCAAAUGGGCGAUCGAACUCGGAGAGCUCGACAUCACCUUAAAGUGUAGAACCGCCGCUAAGGCUCAAGUCCUCGCCGAUUUCCUCGUGGAGUUAUCUCCGGAACUCGCUCAAGAUUUGGAAACCUCGGAUUCAACAUGGAUCCUGCAUGUCGACGGUUCCUCGACAAACAAAGGCUCUGGAGCAGGAGUUCAGCUUCAAUCCCCAUCGGGAGAACUCAUUCGACAGUCGUUCAGUUUCGGUUUCCCAGCAUCAAACAACGAAGCAGAGUAUGAGUCACUCAUCGCCGGCCUUCGCCUCGCCAAAGCAGUCAAGGCUAAGCGACUCAGUGCAUACUGCGACUCACAGCUCGUCGCCAGUCAGUUCAGCGGUGAUUACGAUGCGCGCAACGAUAGAAUGGAUGCUUACCUCCGAGUCGUACAAGCAUUGGCUAAAGAGUUCGAAUUCUUCGAGCUCACAAAGGUUCCUCGUGGAGAAAAUGUCUGUGCGGAUGCGUUAGCAGCACUCGGAAGCAAGCUACGCGAUCAAGUCAAAAGGACUAUUCCAAUCCACCGAAUCGAGAAACCAAGCAUCGACAUCUCAACGGAAUCAGCUAACUUCGUCACCACAGAACCGAAACAACGCCCUUAUCUGAGACCAACGACGACUCCGAGAUGA